This is a messenger RNA of Symbiodinium pilosum, 722 nucleotides long. Lineage: Eukaryota; Dinophyceae; Suessiales; Symbiodiniaceae. The record is from the annotation of a GenBank genome assembly.
GUCAUUGCGCGCAUUCUGUGGGCUUGCUGCUCUAUUUUGCGGCGCUGCUCGCCUACUCCGUGCGCGCGGUGAUCGUUUGGUUGGCCGCUCCAAUUGUGGAGACAUUUUCAGUGGUGGAGGCUAAGGAGUUUGGACCACUUGACCUGGAGCUGGCUGUAUCCUGUCCAACCUGCAAUCCGUUUCAAUCUUCGAACUUCACGAGCGGGAUGCAGGAACAGUGGCGUGUCUGGCACGGCUACAAUGCAGUGGACUACCCCCACUGCGCGGAUGCUGCUGAGAAUCGCACGGCGGAUGACAGCCUGUCCAGCGCAAAGCUUUGCUACAGUUCCGACAACAUCGCUGAAGCAUCUGGCAUUGUUGUCUCCCUCUGGAACAUGACCACUGGAGGCGAGGGGAACCGAGCAACCGUCAUCGUCAGAGGCCCUUCUCUGGUGGUCACUACUCCGCUCGAAUGGUGGCACGAAAAAACGCUGCUGCUAGGCUUGAAGGUGACGCGUGAUGCUGAAGACUGUACUUCUGCUGCCGACUGCGAUCUGAAGCGAGAACUUUAUCUUGGCAGUAUGCAGUACGAUGGCCGUGUGCAGGGUUGGCCGGGAGCACGCUUGAAUCUCCGGCUCCUCCGGAUGGCUCAAGUGUAUACACGACUUCCUGGACAGACCAUUUGGGACGUCCUUGGAGCCAUUGGAGGCUGCCGGUCCUCGCGACUGGAUGCGUUACCAUGA